Molecule: messenger RNA, 1455 nt
Organism: Erythranthe guttata (spotted monkey flower)
Lineage: Eukaryota; Viridiplantae; Streptophyta; Magnoliopsida; Lamiales; Phrymaceae
Product: dof zinc finger protein DOF2.4
Biological process (GO): regulation of DNA-templated transcription
Molecular function (GO): DNA-binding transcription factor activity; DNA binding
Source: RefSeq, a predicted model, not a curated record
AUGUAUAUAUAUGUAUACAAGCAUCAUAAAGCUCCCUGCUUUAUAUUUUAGCUCAUAUAUUCUCAUUCUCCCUUUUCUCUCUCUUCUCUCUCUCUCUGGUGUGUGUUAGGCAUAAGGGGGUUGAUGUAUGUGUGAUACUACAAAAACCUUUACAAAAGAGAAAGAAGGAAAGAAAAAUCAAAGAAUUAAUACAAGAAUGGAUUUUUCUUCCAUUCCAGCUUAUCUUGAUUCAUCCAACUGGCACCUUCAGCAUCAGAAUCAUCAAAUAAUUGGAAUCGGCGGCAACUCGAACCCUUUACUUCCACCACCAACACGGCCUGCCGGCCAUGCGCAACCUCCGCCGCCGCCGCCACUUCCUCCGCAGCCUCACGGCGGCGGAUCAGCUGCUGGUUCAAUCCGACCGGGAUCUAUGUCGGAGCGUGCACGCAUGGCCAACAUACCGAUGCCGGAAACCGCUCUCAAAUGCCCCCGCUGCGAAUCGACGAACACGAAGUUCUGCUACUUCAACAACUACAGCCUCUCCCAGCCCCGCCACUUCUGCAAAACCUGCCGGAGGUACUGGACCAGAGGCGGAGCGUUGAGGAGCGUUCCGGUGGGCGGCGGCUGCCGUAGAAACAAAAGAUCAAGCAAAUCCACCACGUCGAAGUCUCCGGCUAGCAGCGACCGUCAAACCACCACCUCCAGCUCAACCAGCACCGUCUCCACCAACAACGGAACCACCACCACCACCACCAACACUGCUAAUAUCUUAGGCCUCACUCCACAACUCCCCCCUCUCCGCUUCCUCUCCCCGUUAAGCCAACUCACCGAUAACUUCGCCGGCGAAAUGGGUUUGAAUAACUACACCGGAAUUUCCGCUCCGGCUGUUGGUCCAAACGAAAUGAACUUCCACAACAUCGGCGGCAUUAAUGAACCGUGGCGGAUGCAGCAGGUGCAGCAGUUCCCCUUCUUCGGCGGUUUAAAUUUGGACUCAGGGAUCAACUACCAGUUCCACGGCGGCGAUUUAGGGUUUGGCGGCGGCGAGAUGAGCCAUCAUCAUCAACAACAACAACAAGUGAGGGCGGCGCCAAAACUUUCAAGCUCGUUCUUAUCACAGCUGGCAUCGGUGAAAAUGGAAGACAACAACCGCGAACUGAGUUUAUCGAGGCAGCUGUUAAUGGCAGGAAGUAUUAAUAACAAUGAUCAGUGGAUUAAUAAUAAUAAUAAUAACGCGGAAAACACUAGUGCUAAUAAUAACUGGACUGAUCUUUCCAGUUUCAGCUCUUCUUCCACUAGCAAUCCCUUGCAAUAAUCUUUUCGUCUGUGCGCGGAAUGAUCGAUUAAUCCGAUCCACUCGCGAAAACGAGGUGAUCGAAUGCCGCCCGCCCUUAUAUAUAUUUAUAAUAUAUGCGUAGCUAGAUGGAAUUGCUUUAAUUAAUGUACUGUUUUGGGCUCCGAAGAAAACCCUAGAAUUGU